Messenger RNA from Arachis stenosperma, 705 nucleotides. Its product is annotated as protein RADIALIS-like 4. Gene Ontology annotation, molecular function: DNA-binding transcription factor activity. The record is from RefSeq and is a predicted model, not a curated record. Bases 138 to 443 code for a protein of 101 amino acids. NCBI's taxonomy places the organism in Eukaryota, Viridiplantae, Streptophyta, Magnoliopsida, Fabales, Fabaceae. The transcript is spliced from 2 exons.
CUUUCUCUCCCUUAAUAACAUUGAGAAUAUAUAUUAAUUUUCAUUACCAUAUAGUCAUAUACUAUACUAUAGUAUAGUGUGUUUAUUUUUUUUAUUAUUUUUUUUCAUUUGUUGUUGUGACAUAUAGAAGAUCAUCAAUGGCCUCAAGCUCAGCUUGGACAUCAAAGCAGAACAAGAGAUUCGAGAACGCUUUGGCCGUGUUCGACAAGGACACGCCGGACCGGUGGCAGAAGCUGGCGAGGGCGGUCGGAGGGAAGACCACGGUGGAGGAAGUGAAGAUGCAUUAUGAGAUGCUUGUUGAGGAUUUGAAGCAAAUUGAGGAAGGACAUGUUCCUUUGCCUAAUUAUAGAAAUGUUCCAAGUAAUGCAACAGUUGGAUCCAGCAAUAAAGGUUACAAUUACAUGGAAGAAGAAAGAAGGCUGAAGUUUCUUACACUCCAGUGAAGACUAAUUAAGCUUGGUGGGACAAAAAAUAGAGAUUAUAUUAUACAAAUCAAGUGGAUUAAGUGAAAACCCAAAAAAUGCACCUAGCUUAUUAUUAGUAGCUUAAUUAGCUUUGUUCUUUAAUAACAAAAAUCAAAUGUGGUUUGAUUUUUUUCCCCUUAAGUGUCAAUGGUAGCUAGCUGUAUGUUAUUAUCCCUUUAUAUAUAUGUAAUGUAAAAAAAAAGUUAUUAAUUAAUUAUCUCAAUCAUAUAUGCCAACUGGU